Melampsora larici-populina 98AG31 is the source of this 1536-nucleotide messenger RNA. RefSeq lists its product as uncharacterized. Lineage: Eukaryota; Fungi; Basidiomycota; Pucciniomycetes; Pucciniales; Melampsoraceae. Gene Ontology annotation, cellular component: RNA polymerase III complex. The coding region runs from base 1 to 1536 and encodes 511 amino acids. The transcript has 7 exons. The record is from RefSeq and is a predicted model, not a curated record. Gene Ontology annotation, biological process: transcription by RNA polymerase III.
AUGCCACCCAAAGCAAAACCCACUACAACUAUCAAAUCAACAACAUCAAAAAUCAAUCAAGAAUCAAAACCAUCGACUUCAACUUCUAACAAUAAUGCUCAAAGUAAAUUAUCGAAAGAUGAAAGAGAACUUUUUUCAAAAUGUGUGAAUGCAGAACAAAGGACUUUGAGUCAUGAAGAACUUCAGGCUGCUAUGCCAAAGUUGGAUGUAGUUGAAAAGAUGAAUGUAGCUAAUAGUUUAAUAGCCAGAGGUAUGCUUCAAGUCAAACGUUUGCAAGAUGAAUUAUUUUAUACUGCAGUUGAUAAGACACAACAGAGAGCGAACUCGAACAUGACAGCGGAUGAGAAGUUGGUCUAUGACAGUAUCGCAAGUUCAGGCAACACAGGAAUGUGGACGAAAACUUUAAAAGCCAGAACAAACAUCCAUCAAAGUAAUAUCAACAAGUUUUUAAAAUCUUUGGAAAACAAAAACUUAAUUAAAUCCGUCAAGAGUGUUAAAUUUCCAACUCGAAAGAUUUAUAUGUUAUCUGAAUUACAACCUAGUAUCGAAUUGAGUGGAGGUCCUUGGUAUACUGAUAAUGAAUUAGAUACUGAAUUUAUUACGGUCUUGUUGAGAAGUAUUCAUCAAUGUUUACAAGAUCGGUCUUAUCCUCCUGUUAGUUCUUCUUCAACAGAUCCUUUAAAAGUUCUUCUUUAUCCAACUUCACAUACUCCUUACCUACCUACCACUGUUCAUGACGUUUUAGCAUACUUGAAACAAACUCAAAUCAUCCAAGAAGGCACUGAUCUCACAGCAGAACAUAUUCUAACCCUCUUAGAUGUAUUAGUCUUUGAUGGAGUUGUCGAACGGAUCACAGUAGGAACAGCCAAGAUUGAAGGAGAAGAAGAAGAUUUUGAAGAAGAAGAAGAAGAGAAUUCAGAUGGAUCUGAGAAAAAACCUACUGUACGAUCUAAGAUUAAAAAUAAAGGGAAAUCUACGGUUCCGAAGAAACGGUCAAGAAAUGAUGAUGAUGAACUUGAUCUAGAACUUGAUGAAGAUUUUAAUAUGAAAUCAAUAGAUGAGGAUGAAGAAGAAGAAGAAGAAGAAAUCAAACCGAAAAGAGUCUCAGCAGCGAGCAGAAGAAGAAGGAUCUUACCAGAUAACGAAGCAUUUGUAUACCGAGUCUUACAACCUAUCAUGAACCACCAAUCCAAUCUUGAAGAAGAAGAAGAAGAGGACAUCAAAAUCGAAGAAAGUGACCCAAAAGGAUCGAUAAGCUUACCACCUAAACUUUCAGGCUUCUUUGAUAUGCCAUGUGGACAUUGUCCUUCGUUUGAGUUUUGUUCUUCUAAAGGUAAAUCAUGGCAAUUCAGAGGUCAAACCGAUCAAGGAGUCUUGAGUCGAAGUUUAGGAAUCGAGUUGGAAAGAUUACCUAGGAAUGGAUUGGCCGGCAUUGGUGCUGGGUUUAGUGCUUUAGGUGGACUUGGAGCGGGUGGUGGGGUGGCUCCUGUCAAUCCUGCUGAUUGUGUUUAUUUUAAUGAUUGGUUAGACUUUUAG